Molecule: messenger RNA, 5328 nt
Organism: Amphibalanus amphitrite
Lineage: Eukaryota; Metazoa; Arthropoda; Thecostraca; Balanomorpha; Balanidae
Product: F-actin-uncapping protein LRRC16A-like
Exons: 32
Coding region: 405-4655 (1416 amino acids)
Biological process (GO): cell migration; regulation of Arp2/3 complex-mediated actin nucleation
Cellular component (GO): plasma membrane; lamellipodium
Molecular function (GO): protein binding
Source: RefSeq, a predicted model, not a curated record
UUGAGUGAGCCCAGCCUUGAGACGUGUAUUGUUGAAUGUUUUCAGUGUACUUUGCUGUGCGAUUGGUAAGAAGUAUGUGGUGACUCUCAAGCAAUGAAAAUGGAAGCAUUGUUCACGACCGGAAGAUGAGGUUUCCUUUAUUAUGGUGAUCCAUCAAGAUUCAUCACCUCGUUUUAAUUCAUUUUCCAAGUUCACCGUGAUGAGUUAAUGGGAGCGAGGCCUACUUUUGUGUGAAAGUGUACCUAAUAGCUCAAGAUAUUGGGUCAGUUACAAGCUCAAUGAAAGGUGCAUUUAAUACUGUAUUUUUGAUACAAGCCCAUAGUAACUUUCUUUGAAAGUCUACCUGCAUUUACCACUGUUCAAGAUUCUGAUUUGGUCAGCGUCAUCCAUUUGUAUGAUCAAGCAUGUCCAUCAGAAGUGUGCUUACCAGAGACCUUAAUGAGAGCAUCCGGUCAUGUCUGGGCCGGUCGGUGAAAAUAUCCAUGAAGUGCAUGGUCCGAAUGGAAACGAAACAGGACAAGUUCGAGAACCGGGUCCUGGCGUUCUCAGCAUGUCGUUUGUUCAUCAUGACGGCCAAGGUUCCAUCCCGGAUUGACCAUCAUUUCCACUACCUGGAUAUUCAGGCCAUCGAGAGCAAGCACCCGAACGAGUUUUGUCUGGUGGUGAACGACAAGCGCUACACGUUCAUCCCGGCUGACGAGCGGCACAACGAAAUUGACGCCAUGAUCACCAACCUGGGCGUCUCCAUCAAGAAUGUGUUCCCCACGGUGCCACUCAGCCACAUAGUUCGGAAGGUGGAGGUGGUGCCGGCCCGCCGGCUGCAGAAACUGCACGAGGUGGCGCGGCUGGUGGAGGCGCGCGAGCCCGUGCCGUGCGGCGGGUUCUCCACCCAGUACGCCUGCAUGUGCGACUACCACAACCUGCCCUACCGGGACGAGGUGGCCUGGGAUGUGGACACUAUCUACUUGUCUCACGACUCCCGGGAGCUCAGUCUGCAAGACUUCGACCACCUCGAUCCCAAAGAUCUGGUGCCCAUCAUCUCUGCUCUCGAGUACAACACGUGGUUCACCAAGCUACGCAUCUCUCACCUGAGGCUCUCCCACGAGGCCGCCGAGCGGCUGCUGCACGUGCUGAAGAAGUCCGUCAGUCUGGAGGAGGUCUACCUCGACAACACCGGCCUGAAGGCCGACUACGCGAGCAAGCUGUCGAUGGCGCUGCUGGCCAACUCCAGCUCUCUCCUGACUGUGCUGGACGUAUCUCACAACCCCAUCGAAGACAAAGGUGUAUCCCACUUUGUACCGGCCAUUGCCAAGCUGGCGGAGACUCCACCAGGCGCGUCUCACCUGACGGGCCCGGUGGGCCGCGCCGCCAAGGGGCUCCGGCAGCUGGCCUUCUCCCACUGCGGCCUGACCGCCAAGGGCGUGAACCACCUGUGUCACGCGCUCAGUCUGAACCGUACCAUGGCCACCACGCUGACCACACUCGACCUGAGCGGUAACAACAUGAAGGAGGAGGUGACCAACCUGUACAACUUCCUGGCGCAGCCGAACGCCGUGCAGUCGCUCAACGUCAGCUCCUGCGACCUGCUGCUCGACUCGAUAUUCGGCGCGCUUCUGCGCGGCUGUACCCAGAACCUAUCGCGGCUGGACAUAUCCAAGAACGUCUUCAACACGAAAAAGUCCAAGGACAUUCCGCCUUCGUUCAAGCAGUUCUUCACUAGCACCAUCGCGCUCAAGUAUCUCAACUGUUCAGGAUGUCGCAUGCCGCUAGAGGCUCUCAAAAACCUGCUGCUGGGCCUGGCCUGUAACGAAUCCACCGAGGACGUGGAGCUGGACCUCAGCUCCAACGGACUGGGAUCCACCGGCGCACACGUCCUCGAGUCGUGUAUUCACGGCGUCAAGUGCGUCUCGUCGCUGGAUAUCAGCGAAAACGGUCUGGAGCAGGACCUCUCUGGCGUGGUAACAGCCGUCAGCCGCAACAAGUCGGUCCGCACCCUAAAAAUGGGCCGAAACCUGAUCAACAUCAAGUCGAAGCACGUCCACCACGUGGUCGAGGCCGUGGUGCAAAUGAUACAGGAGGACGACUGUAUGGUGGAGGUGCUGCACCUGAACGACUCCCGACUCAAGUCGGACCUCUACAGCCUACUCAACGCCCUCGGCAGCAACAGCUGUCUCCAGACGCUCGACAUCAGCGGUAACCUGAUGGGCGACACGGGCGCUCGACUCCUCUCCAAAGCACUCCAGAUCAACUGCCGGCUGCGGCAGAUCUGUCUGGACAGAAACGGCAUCAGCCUGCAGGGACUGUCGGACAUCGCCUACGGACUUCAAUGUAACUACACCCUGAAGUACAUCCCGGCGCCGCUGCACGACCUCACGCCCUGUAUGAAGCUCUCUCCGGAGCGGACAGAAGCCGUGUGGCGCCGUCUGCAGGACCUGCUACAUCGAAACACUGCGCCCCGCGGCCGGCCCAGCGGCCAGGCCUUCCGGCUACAGCAGGGUCUUCUGCUGAGCAGCGCCCAGCAGAUGCUGGACCGGCUGGUGGCGCAGAUCCGCGAGCAGGUGCGCACCCUGCGAGAGGCCGGCGGCGCCGCCACAGAGGCCGAGCGGCCGCCCGAGCAGGCUAUCGCGCGGGCAGAGGCCGUCUGCGGAGACGCCCAGCGCUGCAAACAGUUAAUGAGUCGUCUACACGCUGUGGUGACUGAACGGGAGGCGGCUGGCAGUCCGGUGGAGCUCCGUCUUAGUCAGGUGGCCGAGGAACUGCACACCGUCAUAGCCGAGCACAUCGAGGGCACUGUGGACCGUAUGUUGGACACGGCCGAGGCCGAGUGUCCCCACGUCCUCGUCUCCUCCGUGCGGGAGGCUGUGCGCGCCACCGGAGCCGAGCGGCUGCGACUGGCCCUGCCCUCGGAAAAGGUGGGCGCCGGCCUGCAGCGCGCCGGCUCCGAGCUAGCCGAACGAGUCAACGAGCUUCACCUGAACGUGGCCGGCCAGGUCAGCGACCGCAUCGUGGAUGAGGUCAUCGAGAGCCUCACCAGGAGCUACCAGGAGCUGACGGGCGACGUGACACGGCGGCGGGCGUGCACGCCGGACGUGCUCAAGUCGCACCCGCGCCUCUCGGGCGAUGUGGACAGUGUGGGUGGUGGCGGCGAGUCCAGCCGCUCCCGGGAGGACGUGACCAGCGAGCAGAGCUCCGACCUCUCGCCGCCGGCCACGCCGCAGCUGCACGCCAAAAAGCUGAACCUGCAGGGCAGGAAGACCCGGCCCAAGUCGGUCGUCGGUCUGCCCCUGUUCCGGUGUAACUUGGAUGUGUACAACUCCGUGGAGGGCGUCUCGGCCGACCACUUUCCCGAUCUGCUGCCGAGUCUGGAGGACACAGAGGAAGAGAUUGACACGGUGUCGGAGCUGCCAGCGCCGGCGCACCAGCUGCGGCACCUGGGCAAGGCGCGGCCGCGGCGAGCCAAGAGCCGCGCGCCCACCCGGCCCGUGGUCGGCGAGGAGGGUGCCGGGCUGGACUCGGGCCUGGACGCGUUCUUCCCACCGGCACGCUCGCUGCCGAGCAGCCCGCUCACAUCGCCCGACUCCGAGUCCAGGCAGCUGAUGACCACCUCUGCCGACAACACGCCCCACCUGGGUCUGGACCGGACGCGCCGCUCGUCCGCGCUCCGAGACGACGAGGCGCAACGCGACCGUAAGAGCUCCGGCAGCGCCGGCAGCGGUGGUGGGGUGAAGAAGGGCAUCUCCUCUGUGUUCAGUAAGCUGGCGGCCGACCGAGUGGCUCGCUCCCGAGAGGACCGAGACGGGGACGGCGGCAAGAGUGGCAGGAAGGGAGCCGGUGCCGAUACUCUAGCCGAUAGCGACUCGUCGGCCGGAUCAGGGAGCGCGGACAGUUUUCUGAAUCACCUGCUGUCGCCGGUGGUGGUCCCUCCACCGGGCGAGGGCGACUCGACCGUCGAGCCGGCGGCUCUCCGGCGACCGGCCGGCCUCGGCGGCUCCGACCUGCUGGCAGAAAUGCGCGCCAAACAGGAAAAGCGCGCCAGCCUCACACCCAAACACACUCCUGAGGAGUUGGAGGAGCGCUCGCCGCUCCAGGAAGUGAAGGGUCGCGCCGCCGCGCUGGCUGCCGCCGCCGCCAUCAAGUCGCCGCCAGCCGCCCCACACGGCCCGCCCUCCAUCAGUCCCAAGCCGAGUCUGGCCAGUAAACCCAAGCAGGCGUCGCCGCUACCGGGCCAGGGCCGGCCGCCGCCGCUGCCGCCCGGGCCCAAGCCGCGGCCGCGCUCCAUGGCGGCGCGAACGGAGCACCGACACUCGGGUGGCGGUAGUGUGUCCAGUGGCGAGGCCGAUGAUGCCGCGGGGGCGGCCAGCCCGCCUGCGGUCGACAGCGGCCCGGAGUCGUGGAACUCUCGGCCAGUCGACCCGGCGCCCGCAGUCACCGACGGCGCACCAGAUGGAAGCACCGGUUCACCGAGUGUCCAGCGCCCGCGCAGGCCGCUCACGACGGCUGAACUCCAGAGUCUGAUGGAGAGCUCAGUUGACGGGCCGCCGCCGGUCGCUGCGCUCAACCCUGACGCCGCUGCCGCCGGCGCCGUGCCGGCGUCUCCCGUGCCAAAACUGGUGCUGGACCCUUCCUUCUCCCUGGAUGACGUCAUCAACGUGUAGCCGGCCUGUGGGGAUGACGUCAUCUGACUGUGUGCAGUCGGCCGACUGGCCAGUUCAAUACUCUCGGCGCCGUGACGUCACAGUGCGUAUGUAUGACGUCACCGGCCUCCAGCGGUGCCUUGGACGAUGCGACCGCUGACUCGCGCGUCCGAUGGCUCCACUCUGCAGCUUUUCGGCAUUUAUCUCAACAGGGCGCACAACGACGCUGUUUGGCGUGCGUGGGCGCUUGUCUGCUCGUGCGCGCAUGGUGAGACUCCGCAUAUGUAUUUGCUUGCGUGAAAACGACGGAACCUACCUGCAUUUGUAGGCGUGUAAGAGUGGUUUGCGAUUGAGUGAGAGCGCGAGAGAGCGAGUAGGCUCCGCUGGCUCGGGAGCGUUUCUGAAGCUGGGUUGGGGCCGGGGAGGGAUGGGAGGUGCAUAUAGACUGAGUUGCUGGCGCGAUGGAUCCCUCUGCAGAGGGGACGGGCCGCCCCCCGGCGCUGCUGUGACAACCGAGACGCACCAAUCCGGCGCGCACCAAAUCGCUGAUUUGUUGUCUACAUCGGGCGCCCCGCGCUGCCGCCACUGUGAGAUUGAUUGUGUUAUCGUCUAUUAUGUUCGAGGUACCAGCCGUUAUAUUUUAUAUUUAUAUCUGCCGAGUAUAUUCGAUGAUAUAUACAGUUACGACAUGCCA